Molecule: messenger RNA, 2415 nt
Organism: Erinaceus europaeus (western European hedgehog)
Lineage: Eukaryota; Metazoa; Chordata; Mammalia; Eulipotyphla; Erinaceidae
Gene: C1RL
Product: complement C1r subcomponent like
Exons: 6
Coding region: 121-1533 (470 amino acids)
Biological process (GO): zymogen activation
Cellular component (GO): blood microparticle
Molecular function (GO): serine-type endopeptidase activity
Source: RefSeq, a predicted model, not a curated record
CUCCCUCCCCCAGCCCCACCUCCUGUUUCCUGGCCAGGGUCAAGUCCCAGCAGGUCCCUGAAGUCGCGUUCCUGACACCUGGUCUCAGAUUGGGGGAGCUGUGUCAGGGGAAGCCCCUCCAUGAGCUGCCCAAGCAAGAUGUGGUGGCUGCUCCUCUGGGGAGUCCUCCGAGCUGGCUCUACACAGGGCUGUGUGCUCUCGGCCCAGCUGCUGCCCCAGCAGCUGACAUCACCCGGGUACCCAGAACCCUAUGUCAAGGGCCAGGAGAACACCACAGACAUAGAGGCCCCAGAGGGCUUUGCCGUGAGCCUCGUCUUCUGGGACUUUGACCUGGAGGCUGCAGAGGACUGUGAACGGGAUUCUGUCACAGUGGCAGCCAGUGGGAUGGAGCCAGUUAGGCUCUGUGGGCAGCAGGGCUCCUUGCUGGGCAACCCGCCAGGCCAGAGGGCGUUUGUGUCUUUAGGGAGAACUUUGCGGUUGACCUUCCACGCACCAGCUUCCUCAGCGAACAGCACCACCCAUCUCCACAAGGGAUUCCUCGCCUUCUACCAAGCUGUAGGUGUGAACCACAAUGCAUCCAUCAGCCAGGCCAGAGGGAGCCCUAAGGCCAGCAACACUUCCAAAGACCAACCUACCCAUAUCCUGGACCACUGCCCGGAGCCCUAUUAUCAGACUGUACUAUCUGAGACCCUCUCCUGCACAAUCCAGAGCCCCUGGAGGAGCACCCAGCCUGGAGAGGAGGCUCCUCAAUGUGUACCUGUCUGUGGCCGGCCAGUCACCCCACUGACCCAGGCCCAGGAGGCCUCCGGCUCAUCCAGGGCCCUGCCAGGCCAGUUCCCCUGGCAGGCCCUGACCAGCAUCUACGGCCGCGGGGGCGGCGCCCUCCUGGGCGACAGGUGGGUGCUCACAGCUGCCCACAUCGUGCACCCCAAGGACAGCGUCUCUGCAGGAAGGAACCGCAGCGUGCAAGUGUUCCUGGGCCACACGGAGGUGGACGCCUUGCUGGAUGCGGGCCCAGUCCCCGUGCGCCGGGUGGUGGUGCACCCUGACUAUCGCCCGCACCUGUCGCAUGACUUCAGCGGGGACAUCGCGCUUCUGGAGCUGCAGCGGCCAGUGCGCCUGGGCCCCGGCCUGCAGCCCAUCUGCCUGCCCCACCGCCAGGCCCUGUAUCGCCCCGGCCUGGUGGGCUAUGUGAGCGGAUUCGGGGUGGACAAAGGGGUACUGACACCCUGGCUUAAGUACUCACAUCUGCCCGUGGCCCCCCGGGAGGCCUGCGGAGCCUGGCUGCGAGGGCUGCAACGGCCUGAGGUCUUCUCCCGCACCAUGUUCUGCGCCGGGCACAGGCUGUGGCCGCAGGGGGUGUGCCAGGGGGACAGUGGGGGAGCCUUCGUGGUGUGGGACCCCAGCGCCCAGCACUGGGUGGCCACCGGCAUCGUGUCCUGGGGUGUCGGCUGUGGCCAGGGAUAUGGCUUCUACACCAAGGUGCUCAACUACCUGGACUGGAUCGAGGCAGUGAUGGCGGGAAAGGCCUGACCUGGGGAGCUGAGCCCACCCAAGCCCCAAGGGGGCAGACUCUGGAUGAUACUUUCCUCUCCCCACCGCCCCCACACCCCACACCCCCGUUGAAAGAGAAGAUAGAAUCAGUGGUUAUUUUAUAUUUUAUUUUAUUUUACUUUAUUUUAUUUUGCCACCAGGGUUAUCACUGGGGCUCAGUGCCACUGCUCCCAUUUUUCCUUCCCCCCGUUUCUUUUUUUUUUAUUUUAUAGAGUAAGACAGAGAGAAAUUGAGAGGGGAGGAAGGGAGAGAAAAAGAUAGACACCUGCAGAACUGCUUCACUGCCUCAUGAAGCUUCCCCCCUGCAGGUGGGGAGUAGGAACUUGAACCCGAGUCCUUGUGCAUGGUGAUAAGUGCACUUAACCACUCAGCCCCCCUUUUUAGUUUAUUUUUUAUUUCAUUGCAUUUAUUUUAUGGUCUUCACAGCUCUAGGCCAACUUUUCCAGAUAGACAGGGAUGGAAGGGGAUGGAGAAAGAAUGACACUAGCACCAAAGCCUCUUCCCUCAGCACAGUGGGAGUCAGGCUCAAACGUGAGUCAGGUGCAGGGCAAAGCAGGUGCACUAUCCAGAUGAGCUAGCAUGAGGGGCUGGGGUACAGAGAGUUGUCUUAAUUACAUUUCACUUCAGGGUGGCACACCUGGUUGAGCACACACAUUACUGUGUAUGAGGACCUGGGUCCACACCUGCAGGAGGGAAGCUUCACAUACAAGUGGUGAAGCAAGAGCUUCGCCUUUCUUUCUCCCUCUCUAUCUCCUCCUUCACUCUCAGUUUUUCUGAUAUACAUGUUGCUGGGAGCAGUCGAUUCAUUGUGCAGGUGCCAAGCCCCAGUGACAACCCUGGUAAUGAAAAUAGAAAAAACAA